Molecule: messenger RNA, 1755 nt
Organism: Schistocerca piceifrons (Central American locust)
Lineage: Eukaryota; Metazoa; Arthropoda; Insecta; Orthoptera; Acrididae
Product: piggyBac transposable element-derived protein 4-like
Exons: 1
Coding region: 1-1755 (584 amino acids)
Source: RefSeq, a predicted model, not a curated record
AUGGCGGCGAAUGAACCGACACCGGGGCCUUCGAACGCGAAAAAGUGUAGGAAGAGUGACCAAUAUACUGACCAUGAGUUACUACGUGUGUUAGAAGAUAGUGAUGUAGAGUUCAGAGAGGACGAACCAGAUGAGGGUGACUGGCAUUUGGAGACUGCAGAAACAGACCACAGUGAUGACAGUGUGGAAGCAGAACUGUCCAGUAUGUUUCGUGACAGUUCGGAAUCGGACGAUACGGGCGACGAUGAUGAGGAAAUCGCCGACGAUAAAGAACCAGCGCUCGCAGAGGUAAGCAAACCAGGUGUUACGUGGCAUGAAGAACCACAUGGGAUGCAGUAUCACCCGUUUACGAAAGCAGAAUGUUUGCUGAUGAAGCCUGCUGGCAAUACGCCAAUGGAUUUCUUUAGGCUACUGGUUACAGAUGACAUACUGCAGCUCAUAGUUGACGAAACAAAUGAUAACGCACGGAAUAUAUUUGCGAGCGCAAAUACACAAGAGGGCUCUAGAAUUAGUAAUUGGAAACCCGUAAGUAUAGAAGAAAUACUUGUCUUCCUGGGGAUUUCAUUACAUAUGGGUAAUGUCAAAUGUGCCCGACUACAAGACUACUGGAAGAGGGAUCCGCUGUUCGAAAAUAAAGGAAUAACGAUGAGUAUGAGCAGAGACAGAUAUUUGCUUAUCUUACGCGCAUUGCAUUUUGCAAAAAAUCCAGAGUCAGGCGAACAGAAACCAAAUGAUCGACUGUAUAAGAUACGCUCUAUAUUGAAUUAUUUCAACAACAAAAUGUGUAAUGUGUAUUAUCCAGGUAGGGAUCUCUCUUUAGAUGAAUCAAUGAUUCUUUGGAGGGGACGAUUGUCAUUUAGACAAUACAUAAAAAACAAAAGAAAUAAGUAUGGCAUCAAAUUGUACAUGCUAAAUAACCCAGACGGCUUUAUCAAUAAAUGCGCUGUGUACACGGGGAUGCGUGGUGAUAUGGGGGGAAAAGGGCAUGCUGAAAAGAUAGUAUUGCAUUUGUUAGAAGAGAAGGUGAAUGUUGGCCAUCACAUUUACAUGGACAAUUUUUACAACAGCUUUGCCUUAGCUAAAACCCUGUUGAAGGCAAAAACACAUUGCACCGGGACACUAAGGGUAAAUAGGAAAAAUACCCCUAAAGACGUGGUAUGCGCCAAGCUGGGGAAAGGGGACACCAUAGCACGAUAUUCGGACGGGGUAAUGAUCGGCAAAUGGAAGGAUAGACGAGAGGUCUCCUAUAUUUCCACAGAAUACCCCAAUACAAUGGAACAUGUGCAGAAUGCACGCCAGCAAAUAGUCGCGAAACCACUGCCAAUUAUCAGAUAUAAUAGUUGUAUGUCUGGGACCGAUAGGCAGGACCAGAUGUUGUCUUAUUAUUUAUGUGAACGAAAGACAAUCCGCUGGCCAAAGAAACUAUUCUUCCAUGUAGUUGACAUGCUAAUGUUCAAUGCACAUUACCUAUAUAAUAAAUACUCAGGGCAUAAUAUGACUUUGUAUGAUUAUAGAAUACAAAUAAUAAAGGGACUACUUCCACCAAUGGACGUUACAAAAGGUGUGCGUAACAAAUGUAAAGACACACAUGUUGUGCAAAAGCGGGACGCAACGGAAGGGACGAAGCAAGUUAUGCGGAAGCGAUGUAAAACGUGCGUGGCACGGGGCAAGCGUACGGAUACACCAUACGUGUGUAUAACGUGUCCAAACCAACCUGGAUUCUGUUUGAACUGCUGCACAAUUACACAUCCAUAA